GCGCAGAUCCGCCGCGCGCACGCGAGGGGCUCCCCCGCCUCGCCCCGGAUCCCGAGCUAGGGUUCGCGCCGCCUCAGAUCCAGCGUCCAGAUCUGCGGCGACCCGCUGGCGCCGGGCAACAUGACACCGACGGUGCUCGUGGACUACGGGCCGCAGCGGCAGAUUAAACGGAGCUACGACGAGAUAUCCUACAGGGCCGCCUCCGCGCCCCGCGGCUACGCGGAGACCGUCGGCGAGUCGGGCAGCCCCGUGCGCGUCGACUCGGAGGACUCCUCCGCGCCCAAGCGCAAGUGCAUCAGCCUCAACAGCGACGGCGCCUUCGUGCUCAAGCGCGAGACAUUCGUCCCCUCCAAGCUCUCGUCGUCCGAGCGCCGCUACCUCCGCAAGAGGUUCCGGUCCGAGCUCGAUUCCGUCCGGGAUCUCCUCAAGAAGCCCGAGUUCUCGACCAUUGUCCCUGUCGUCAGCAGGGCGCCCGCGUUCUCGUCGUCGGCCGCCCCUCGGCCCAAGAAGGUGCAGCGGGGCAGCCACGUGGUCCGUGGCGCCAAGGGGCGCUUCCUGCCCACCAAGCCCCGCCCCGAAGCCUCCGCCGCGGCGACGGCGUUGCCCGAGGCCACGGUCAUGAAGCAGUGCGAGGCCAUUCUCAAGAAGCUCAUGACUCAGAAGUGUAGCCAUAUUUUCAAUGUUCCCGUCGAUGUGGAGAAGCUCAACAUUCCGGAUUAUAACGACAUUAUCAAGCACCCCAUGGACCUCGGGACGAUCAAGGCCAAGCUGGACUCUGGUGCCUACACGAGCCCGUCUGAUUUCGCAGCGGAGGUUCGCCUCACCUUCAACAAUGCGAUAACGUAUAAUCCCCGCGGGCAUGCGGUGCACGAUAUGGCCAUUCAGCUCAACAAAAUGUUUGAGGCUAGAUGGAAGACGGUCGAGAAGAAGUUGGCUUCUGCCCCUGCUAAGCCACAUGUUGAGGUUGCCAGGGCUGACUCCAAGAGGAGAAAGACCCCUCCUGUGGACCGCAGUGACCUGUCAAUGGAGGGUGUCAGGCCAACCGAGGCUGCCAUGCCAAAGAUGACGGACGCCGAGAAAGAAUCCUUUGGAAACUGCCUGGCUACUUUGUUUGAGGAUCCAGACCAGUUGCCUGGUCACAUCAUUGAUUUGUUGCAGCAGGAUAUUCCUAGCAAUCCUGAUGAGGCUGGCGAUGGGGAGGUAGAGGUCGACAUCCAUGCACUCAGUGAUGACGUACUAGUAGAGCUGAAGAAGCGCGUCGACAAGUUUUUGCAAGAGAGAGAUCAGCAGCAUACAAAAUCCGAGCCUUCGGAGAAUGAGGCCGUGGGCGUAUCUGGCCUCAGUCACUCGUCCACAGAUCCCUGCAAAGGUGGUGAGCCUAUCGAGGAGGAUGUGGACAUUUGUGGCAAUACAUCCCCGAUACUGAUAGAGAAGGAUCCACAAAUCAAAGCUAGCAAACUUGGUAGCCCAAGUAGUUCCAGCAGUGACUCUGGAUCUUCGUCCAGCGAUUCUGACUCUGGCAGUGACUCCGAAAGUGAAUCGGAAAAAGUUGGUAGCCCAGCAAAGCUUGCAAAGGAUGUUAUGGUGCCUGAACAACCCGCAGAGCAAGAAAAGAGUGAUGUCAUUAGUCCUGUUGAUGCUAACCAAAAUGCUGCUGAUGCUGAACUUCGUGAGCAGGGCAACGAGUCUAAGGCUGCACCGGAGGGGGAGAAUGCAAAGCCUGAUAGCCAAGUCUCCCCUGAUAAGCUCUUACGAGCAGCUCUUUUGAGGAGCCGUUAUGCUGAUGUAAUUGUGAAAGCUCAUGGGGUUCUUAGCCAGGGUGAGGGUGGAGAUACACAGGAGGAGCUGGAGAAACUGCAGAAGGAAGAAAAAGCACGGCUUUUGGCUGAAGGUAAUGCAGCUAUGGAAGCUCGCAGAGCUGAAGCUGAAGCCGAAUCUAAGCGUAAGCGUGACCUCGAGAGGGAGAAGGCUCGUCAGGCCUUGCAGGAGAUGGAGAGAACUGUAGAAAUUAAUGACAACGUCCAUCCCAAGGACCUAGAAAUGCUUGGGACAGCUACUACAGAGCAUAUUGUGAGCUCCGUUGAUGAGACAAGUCCUGAGCACUCCCAGGAUGGCAUGCCUAGUUUUCUUCCUGGUUCCGGCAGCAUGUUGGAAAAACUUGGACUGUUUAUGAAAGUAGAUGAUGAAGAAGACGAGGAAGAGGAGCCAAGUGUUCCCAGUAGCAACGAUGGGGAGGAAGAAGAGCCAAAUGUUAACAGUAGCAAAGAUGGGGAGGAAGAAGAGCCAAAUGUUACCAGUUGCAAAGAUGGGGAGCAAGAAGAGCCAAAUGUUACCAAUAGCAAAGAUGGGGAGGAAGAAGAGCCAAAUGUUACCAGUAGCAAGGAUUGGGAGGAAGAAGAGCCAAAUGUUACCAGUAGCAAGGAUGGGGAGGAAGAAGAGCCAAAUGUUACCAGUAGCAAUGAUGGGGAGCAAGGAGGAAUCAACUAAUGCCCGUUGGCAUGUUAGGUAGCUGACCUUUUGGUUGGGAGAGAACAAUGGCCUAUUUCAGCUGAUGCGCAUGGGCAAUUGCUGGAUAGCUGUGCACAGAGCAGACAUUUUUUCUGGAAUGGCGCACAAAAGCCCUCGAUGCUGCUGGAGGUGUUAAAACUUUGCGCUUGCAGGAUGCAGGGUCAUGCCCUUGAAGGGAGAAUCGAGAUCGAGGCCACCCUGUACAGCUGCAAAACAAAAUGUGAGUUCAUUUCUCAGAUGAACUGUUUCUCGCAGAAGAAUCAAGACGUCAGUGCAAGCUUUUGUCGGGUGUAGAUAAAGCUCAAGUCGAGCCUUGGAAAUACAGGAGGACCAAAUGGUUCCUGUCACACUCACCUCCUUCUGCACUGUGAUCCUUGUGCUUAUUCCCCUAGCGGCUAGUCAGCAUAGCUUUUCUGUUUGGUUGCUUCUUCGUGUUGUAAAUUCAAAUUUUGUAGUCGAGGAAGUGCAUAGUUGUUUACUGGGCAUCUGGAAAAAGCAUUUGUAAACCCUCCUGAUAAAAUUGUUGAAACAGGAAAAAUGCAAAUGUUGGUGCAUUGUUUGUU
Messenger RNA from Lolium rigidum, 3071 nucleotides. RefSeq names its product transcription factor GTE10-like. NCBI's taxonomy places the organism in Eukaryota, Viridiplantae, Streptophyta, Magnoliopsida, Poales, Poaceae. The transcript is spliced from 10 exons. The coding region runs from base 121 to 2487 and encodes 788 amino acids. Gene Ontology annotation, molecular function: protein binding. The record is from RefSeq and is a predicted model, not a curated record.